AUGUCUAGCUUGCCUGUCCUAGUUUUCGGGGGAACUUCUAUCGCCACCGAUGGAAGCUUCACAAAUGUCGCUGAGGUCUCGGCCUUACUGGAAGCCCUUGAAAGAGAAGGAAUCAAGCAAAUUGACACUGCUCAGAUUUACGGUGCUAGUGAAGAGCUCCUCGGCGAAUCUGGGGUUUCGUCGCGGUUCAUAGUCGAUACCAAGCACGCAGGGGGCUGGUCCCCAGGAUGCUCGUCUCGAAAGGAUGUUUACGAAAACGGACUCGAAAGCUUGAGAAAGCUUGGAGUUGACAAAGUUAAAGUGUUCUAUUUGCAUGCUCCUGAUCCCAAGGUCCGUCUUGAGAAGACUCUCGCCGGUAUCAAUGAUCUGUACCGCGAGGGAAAGUUUGAAACCUUUGGCCUUUCCAACUUCAGCGCAGAGGAGAUCACUGAAGUCCUUCACGUUGCGAAAGAGAACGACUUCAUCCUCCCAAAGGUCUACCAAGGCAAUUACAACACCGUUUCUCGUUAUAUUGAGACGGACAUUUUCCCAGUUCUUCGUCAACAUGGAAUGUCAUUCUUUGCCUACAGCCCCAUUGCUGGCGGUUUCCUCACCAAAACCAGAGAUCAACUGGUUGAAGGCAAGGGAGGGCAAGGUCGAUGGAACCCGCAGUCACAGAUGGGCUCAUUCUACCACAUGCUGUACAGUAAGCCGACUUUCUUCCAGGCCUUGGACAGUUGGAAUGCCAUAUCUGAGGCUUCGGGAAUUCCAAAGGCCGAACUUGCAUACCGUUGGAUUGCUUUCCAUUCUGCUCUUGACGGUCGACUGGAAGAUGGACUGGUGAUUGGAGCGAGCAGUACCGACCAGCUGAACAGGACCGUUGCUGCUCUCAAGAAUGGCGCACUUCCUGAUUCGGUGGUCAAACAGAUUUCCGAUAUCUGGGAAAUUGUGAAGAACGAUUCGGUUGCUAACAACUUUGAUGUGUUGAGAUCAUAG
Molecule: messenger RNA, 975 nt
Organism: Penicillium nucicola
Lineage: Eukaryota; Fungi; Ascomycota; Eurotiomycetes; Eurotiales; Aspergillaceae
Product: aldo/keto reductase family protein
Exons: 2
Coding region: 1-975 (324 amino acids)
Cellular component (GO): cytosol
Molecular function (GO): oxidoreductase activity
Source: RefSeq, a predicted model, not a curated record